Molecule: messenger RNA, 1675 nt
Organism: Cajanus cajan (pigeon pea)
Lineage: Eukaryota; Viridiplantae; Streptophyta; Magnoliopsida; Fabales; Fabaceae
Product: DTW domain-containing protein
Source: RefSeq, a predicted model, not a curated record
CAUUGCAUGGGCCACACUUUCAAAUUUGGGCUGUUUCGGAUAAUUGAGAAGCAAGACACAGUGGAAAAAUCGAAGCUUGGUAUCUCAAUGUCCUGGACAAGGCCCUUCCAAUUUCAAUGCUCUGUCUCAUUCCCAUUCUGGCUCUGGAACAAAACCCGCGUGUUACUCACUCACCAUUACCGUUACCAUCGUCAUUCAUCACUCUCUAACAACAUGGCCCAAGAAGGGGUUGUCUCGUUGCAGGAAUGGCAGGGUUGGGGCACCACCUCACCGCUCCCCACCAUGGUUGCGCAAAUCGUCGAGGAUUUGAAGGUUCUCGAAGAAGACCUGGAUGCCCACAUGAGCUUUGGCGGCAAUGGUGGAAAGCUUCAGGGGAAUUUCAGAGUUCAAGAGGAUAAGAAACACCGUGCAACGUAUCAGGCUUUGGGUGAUUCGGAGAAGAAGCUCCAAUUUUAUUCAGCCAGACAGAUAGCUUGUCGCAUACUAGGUAGCAGGGGUUACCUUUGUCAGAAGUGUUGGCUUCCCAUGGAGGAUUGUAUGUGUUCAAAAGUCACAUCCUGCACGCUCUACCCCGGAAUGAAGUUUUGGCUGUAUAUGCAUCCCAAGGAUUUCUUGAGACAGAACAACACUGGGAAAAUUUUGUGGCAGGGGGUUGGGGGUGAUGCGGCCACUUUGUGCAUUUUUUGCAUUCCUGAACACGAGGAAAUCAUGUGGAAUUCCUUUAAAAUGGCAGGAAAAAGUAACGUGUGGUGCCUUUAUCCCAACAAGAGUGUAGUUUUAAAGUCAGUUCAAAACGUGUUUGGUCAGGAAUCAGUUACAAGUGAUGAAGUUGCACCAUCAAAGUUGAAAGUAGAUACAGUCCAGCAUUUUAUUUUCAUUGAUGGGACAUGGAGCAAUUCAGCAGCAAUGUUUAGGCGCCUUCAGGAUAAAGCAAAGUUAGUUUGGGGAGACGAGGACCUUGCUUGCAUAUCCCUAAAUCCUGGUGCUUCUUCAAUGCAUAAACUUCGGCCACAGCCGUCUUGGGAUCGUACAUGCACAGCGGCAGCUGCUGCUGGCCUGCUCUCGGAGCUCCAAGUCCUUCCACAGUUUAGCUCCAUUGGAUUGGAUAAACAGGAAGAAGCAGUAGAACAUGCUCUAACAGUCCUAUUAGAUGCCCUCACAAAUAGGCGUCUUCGCAUGGGAAGGUCCAUAACCCGAAAAGUGAGGCAAACCAACAUCCGUUAGACAUCUAACCAAGUUUGUUCUGACAUUUACAACUUAUACAAUGAGCCUCUUGCAAUUUUUGGAUAUGAAGAAAUUCUCAACCCUGUACAUAUAGGCUCAGUGAAAAAUGAUGGCUUUCGAUUAUGUAGUCAGAAUUUUCCAAUUUCUUCACAAUUUCACAUUGACCUUAGUCUUAAAUUUCAGUCUGAAGAAUGAGUUAUUGAUUCUUCCUUCCAUUUUCAACAUUGGGAUGGAAGUGUACUUUAUUUAUUUUUGGAUGAAAAGAUAGAAGUGUACUUCCAAUGUAAUUUAGUAUUCCAGGGUAUGAAUCUAUCAUUACCUAUAGUUGAAUUGGUGGAAGAGAAUGGAAUGAAGAGGAAUGUGAGCACAAUGAUGUUAACUGUUAUGUUCCAUUGUUCGUUUUGAUAAAAUGAAGAUGAAAUAUAAUGGGAACUAAUGGAAUUUAUUCUUA